This is a messenger RNA of Penicillium angulare, 1674 nucleotides long. Its product is annotated as P-loop containing nucleoside triphosphate hydrolase protein. Gene Ontology annotation, molecular function: ATP binding; nucleic acid binding. Gene Ontology annotation, cellular component: mitochondrion. The record is from RefSeq and is a predicted model, not a curated record. The transcript has a single exon. The coding region runs from base 1 to 1674 and encodes 557 amino acids. Lineage: Eukaryota; Fungi; Ascomycota; Eurotiomycetes; Eurotiales; Aspergillaceae.
AUGGAUGGCGCUCAGCCAUACAGCGCCAUGGCGGGGAAGCUAGACUCCCGUCUGCUCAAGGCCCUUGAAGUGAUGGACUUCAAGUUCAUGACCCCCGUCCAGCAGCGAGUUCUAAGUGAACUUCCCGAUUGGCGCAGUGACUGUCUUGUCCAAGCUAAGACUGGUACUGGAAAGACUCUUGCCUUCCUUCUGCCCGCACUACACUGCCUGCUUCAGGGUAACUCAGCGCCACCAAGGGGCCAGGUUGCCAUCUUGAUCAUUACGCCGACACGAGAGCUCGCCCAGCAAAUCGCCAAGUCAUGCGACCAACUCACAUCACAAUUGUCGAAAUCCCUCGAAUGUCAUAUUGCGGUCGGUGGAACAGCUCGUGCAUCUGCUCAUUCACGUUUCAUGAAAGGCGCCCCUUCUGUUCUAGUAGCAACUCCGGGUCGUCUCAAGGAUUACCUGUCUGACGAUUACACUGCUGAGAAAUUGUCAAACAUUCAAACAUUGGUUCUUGAUGAGGCUGAUACCAUGCUUGAAGCUGGUUUCCUGGCUGAUGUCAAGCAAAUUCUGCGCCUGAUUCCAUCAAAGAAAACCGCCGGGUGGCAAGGCAUGUGCUUUUCGGCUACUGUUCCUCCUAAGGUCAAGGAGGUGGUUAGUGUCGUUCUGAAAGAUGGCUACACUAAUAUUUCGACAAUUGACAAGAACGAAGCUCCUACACAUGAGCGGGUACCACAGUACCAUGUGGUGAUUCCAUCCGUGGCAGAAACCUUCACAACACUAGCUACACUUGUCAAGCUCGAGAGCCAAAAAUGCUCUAAAAUCAUUGUUUUCGGCGUCACUGCCAAUAUGGUCGCUCUAUUUGCCAAGGUCUUUUCCCGAGGACUGACACCAUUGAACGUAUUUGAGAUUCAUUCCCGACUCAGCCAGAAUAUUCGCACAAGAACCACAGCACAGUUCAAGGAAGCCGCGUCUGGAAUCAUGUUCGCUUCGGAUGUUAUUGGUCGUGGUAUGGACUUCCCCAACGUCGACCUGGUUAUCCAAGUCGGUUUGCCAUCAAACGGUGAACAGUACGUUCACCGCGUUGGUCGUACAGCUCGCGCAGGAAAUGACGGUCGUGCUAUUAUUCUUCUUACACAAAGCGAAUCUUUCUUCAUGAAGGUUAAUCGCCACCUGCCCAUUCAGCCCCACCCUCAGACUGAGGCUAUCAUUGCGGAAGCUCCUGCAUGUGCCGACGAUGUCAACCAAGCUAUGUAUAGCAUUGAUGAAGUUACCAAGCAGCGGGCCUACUCCUCCUACAUUGGUUUCUUUGCUGGAUCAGGUCUUUUGAGACAGCUCCGUCUCGACAAGACUGGCCUGGUCCAAUUAGCAAACGAAAUGGCCAUCAAGGGCAUGGCCUGUCCUGAAGCUCCUCCAAUGGACAAGAAGGUCGUUGGUAAGAUGGGGCUCAAGGGUGUUCCUGGAUUCAAUUUUGGAAGCCUGGACGAUUUGAAUGGAGACAGUUCCGGUGGUCCUCGUGGUCGUCCACAAGGGCGCCCCAAUGGCAAGAAACGCGAUGUUCUUAGCCCCGGCGCCGGCUCAAACAGAGGAGGCGUUGAGAAGUCAGGAGGUCGUGGAGGAGGCCGGGGAGGUCGCGGAGGCCGUGGAGGCCGUGGACGCGGUCGUGGUGGUGGCCGCGGCAGAGGAGCUUAA